Haliotis rufescens (red abalone) is the source of this 1247-nucleotide messenger RNA. Its product is annotated as tRNA (adenine(37)-N6)-methyltransferase-like. Bases 76 to 1233 code for a protein of 385 amino acids. NCBI's taxonomy places the organism in Eukaryota, Metazoa, Mollusca, Gastropoda, Lepetellida, Haliotidae. The transcript has 4 exons. The record is from RefSeq and is a predicted model, not a curated record.
CGGCUUCAGUAUAAAUAGGUGGCCAAACUCGUGUCGGAAAGACGGGACAGGAUAGAUUACAAUUAAUACUUUAAGAUGGACGAUUUAUGGCACAUGAAGCCUAUUGGUCACAUGACUUCUGUGUUUCACCACAAGAACGGCACACCGCGUCAACCAGCCAUCUGUGCACAUGCCCAAGGCAGUAUUACAAUUGAGAAGGCUGUUUUUAACAACCCUGAACACUCUUUAGAAGACCUGGAUAAUUUCUCUCAUGUGUGGAUCAUGUUUCUCUUCCAUAAAAACAACAACGCCCACACCAAGGCCAAGGUGAAACCCCCCAGGCUGGAUGGAAGGAGGGUGGGGGUGUUCUCCACCAGGUCUCCCUACAGACCAAAUGCUAUUGGCCUCACCCUUGCAGCCGUGGACAAAAUACAAGGUGCCACCAUAUAUCUGAAAGGUAUUGACAUCCUAGAUGGGACCCCGAUCCUGGACAUCAAGCCAUACAUCCCGGACUACGACAUUCCAGUUACCAUGGUUACAAAAUCACAACAAUGUGAUGAGACAGAAUCACAAAGUCUUGGCCAGACUGACAAUUCACUUGAAGAGGAUAACAGCGUUGCCAACACCAUCAGACAUCCACGUUUUUUACAGCAAUCCACAAGUCUGGAAACUGGAGGGAAUCUGCCAAGUUGUUCAGAAGUUGACUUUAAAGAAACUGAUAAUAAUGAUACAAGUGGUACAGUGCUCUCUAAAAGUCAUCAAAGUCCUAAAUCUGAAAAUAGUUUCAUGAUAGAUGAAAAUAUGACAAACUGUAAACGUAAACAAAAGAUGAAAGAGAAGCUUGAUGAUGAAGGGGAGGUAACUCCUGACGCCUUGUCAUCCUGUCUCCCUACAGGAUCAACUGAAACACAUGGUGAUCCCACUACUGACGUGAAGACUGCAGACUGGAUCAGUAAUGUCAGGAAACUGAGAGUGCGGUUUACACCAACUGCAGCUGAACAGCUUCAGAUGUUUUCAGCUAACAGCCCUGACUCCAGCUACAGACUGAAUCUGUUCAGCUGUGUCGGGGAUGUUGAAGCUGCUGUACAGGAGGUGCUGAAUGAAGACCCUCGGUCUGUGUACCGGAGACAGAAGUGCAAGGACAGUCUGUACUUCUUCGCUAUAGACACAGUACAUGUCACAUGCUGGUUUGAUGAAGUCACUGCUGAGGUUGUCCGCAUACAGCCAGUCGCAUUUGUUCCACAGUGUUCCUGACAGAUUUGUGAAAU